UUUCAAAAACAAAAAAUAAAUAGUAUUUAAUUUUGAUGCAGAGGACAGCUGUACAUUUGAUUUAAGCGUAGCUUCAACUCCAUAACAGUCCUCUCUCUCUCUCUCUCUCAUUCUGAAAGGAAAAAAAAAAGAAAAAAGGAAAGCUAAGUGAAACAGAAAAAGACCAUCUCUGACUACACUACUCCUGAAGAUCCCAAACAAAAAAGCUUCAUAGUGAAAAAUUAUUCCUUCGUUUUCUCGAUUUCUGAAUCAGAUUUUGUGAAUUCAGAUUAGUUUCGAUUGUUUGUGGAGUCGUAUCGGAAUUGAAGUUGAUCGACUGAGAAUUGCGAGUUUUUUCUUAGAUGUCGUCAGUGUUGUUUUGGUUCUCUGGGAUAGUGUGUGACUGAUUUUUGCUUUUCAUUGGUGAUGCUUGGACUUGUGUUCUUGUGUGUCCUUUUGGUCUCUACGCCAUGUUUUAGCUUAUCACAGUAUGGGGUCACUGAAUUUGAGAGCUCUGUGAGAUUGUUUUCAGAUGAAGCUUCUGGAAAUUCUACUAGUUCUCCGAUUUCUGUGACUUGUCAAGACCUGGAUGGUGUUGGAUCGUUGAAUACCACUUGUACAUUGAACUCGAAUUUGCGAUUCGAUUCCGAUGUUUAUGUAUAUGGAACUGGUAAUCUGAACAUACUUGCACAUGUCUUAGUUGAUUGCCCUGUUGAAGGAUGUAUGAUCACCUUCAAUGUAUCUGGAACUAUUCAUUUGGGUCAAUCAGCAAGAAUUGUUGCUGGUUCUGUGGUUUUUUCUGCUAUCAACUUAACAAUGGAUAGCAAUUCGUCUAUCUACACGACAGCAUUGGCUGGACCACCACCUUCUCAGACUAGUGGAACACCAUAUGGUAUUGAUGGUGCCGGUGGAGGCCAUGGUGGGAGAGGUGCUUCCUGUGUGAAGAGUAAUAAAACGACUUAUUGGGGUGGUGAUGUUUAUGCUUGGUCGUCUUUGCAUGAUCCGUGGAGCUAUGGGAGUGAGGGAGGGGUUAAGUUAUCCACAAAGAAUAUCAGAGGCAAAGGUGGAGGUCGUGUUAAACUCAUAUUGACGGACACAGUACAUGUGAAUGGAACUGUUUCCGCAGAUGGUGGUGAUGCUGGAGAGGAAGGGGGUGGAGGAUCUGGAGGAAGUAUCUGUAUUCGUGCGGUAAAGCUGAAGGGUUACGGUAAAAUAUCUGCAUCGGGUGGGAGGGGAUGGGGUGGAGGUGGCGGAGGAAGGAUCUCUCUUGACUGUUACAGCAUACAAGAAGAUGUCAAAGUUUUUGUUCAUGGUGGCGCAAGUAUCGGGUGCCCCAAAAAUGCAGGAGCAGCUGGAACAUACUUUAAUGCUGAAUUAGUGAGUUUAAGGGUUGGAAAUGAUAACAUGACUACAGAGACAGAAACUCCUUUGCUCGAUUUUCCUACAAGGCCUCUGUGGUCAAACAUCUAUGUAGAUAAUAAUGCAAAAGUUUUGGUCCCGCUGCUGUGGACCAGAAUGCAGGUCGGAGGUCAAAUCAGUCUUUAUCGGGGAAGCAGCAUUGUUUUCGGGUUAUCAAAAUAUCCAAUUUCAGAAUUUGAGCUUGUUGCUGAAGAACUUUUAAUGAGUAACUCCGUUAUAAAGGUUUUUGGUGCAUUACGACUUGUUACGAAGAUGCUGCUCAUGUUGAAUUCUGUGAUUCAAAUUGAUGGUGAAGGAAACCCUGCAGUGCCUUCCUCUGUUCUUGAAGUUCGCAACCUUGCAGUUCUAAAGGGAAAAUCCGUCAUUACUUCUAAUACGAACUUGGGUGUAUAUGGUCAAGGAAUGUUGACGCUAUCUGGUCCUGGGGAUGCAAUUAAAGGCCAAAGACUUUCCUUAUCUCAAUUUUACAACAUAACUGUUGGACCAGGCUCUAUACUUCAAGCACCACUUGAUGAUUAUGAAAGCAAAAACGCGGUUACUCAGACCCUUUGUGAGAGCAAAACAUGCCCAAUAGAUUUAAUCAGUCCGCCGGAUGAUUGCCAUGUCAAUUAUACACUAUCCUUUUCCCUUCAGAUAUGUCGAGUUGAGGACAUUCUUGUGAGAGGACUUGUGAAAGGAAGCAUAAUUCAAAUCCACAGGGCGAGAACGGUAGUAGUUACUGAUGAUGGCUUGAUAACUGCAUCUGGAUUUGGUUGCAGUGCUGGGUUGGGGAAGGGACUUUAUUCAAAUGGGGCUGGUAGUGGUGCUGGGCAUGGAGGACGAGGGGGAUCAGGCAUUUUCAAUGGGAGAGUAUGCAACGGAGGACAUACCUAUGGUGAUCCUGAUUUUCCCUGUGAGUUAGGAAGCGGAGCAGAGAGUCCAGAUAAAUCAUAUGGGAAUGUGACUGGUGGAGGGAUGAUAGUAAUUGGCUCCAUCCAGUUUCCUCUUUUGACUCUUAAUCUGCGGGGAUCUCUGAGCUCUGAUGGUCAAAGCCUUUGGAAGCCAACAGCGAAUGGUAACAGAUCUUUGGUCGGUGGAGUUGGUGGGGGAUCUGGUGGGACGAUUCUUCUUUUCCUUCAGAUGCUUGAACUCUCAAAGAAUUCAUCUCUAUCAGUUCGAGGGGGCCGGGGUGGGCCUCUUGGGGGUGGUGGAGGUGGAGGAGGGAGACUUCACUUUCACUGGGACAUGUUACAUACUGGGGACGAGUAUUCUCCUGUUGCAAUUGUCAAGGGGUCCAUUAGUAAUAGAGGAGGUGCAGGGGACAAUGGAGGUCGAUUCGGGGAAGAGGGAACAAUGACUGGGAAAAAGUGUCCAAAGGGACUCUACGGUACAUUCUGCUUGGAAUGCCCCAUUGGCACUUACAAGAACGUCGAAGGCUCUGACAAACGUCUUUGUACUCCCUGCCCGCCUGAGCAUCUUCCAAGUCGUGCAAAAUUUGUAUACGUACGAGGAGGAGUUAGCGAACCUGUUUGUCCCUAUAAAUGUGUAUCAGAAAAAUACAGAUUGCCAAACUGCUAUACACCUCUGGAAGAGCUUGUCUAUACAUUUGGAGGGCCAUUGCCCUUUACUCUUCUUCUAUCUUGUGUGGUGGUAGUUUUGGGUCUGUUGCUAAGCACAUUAAGUAUCAAAUUGCUCAGGUUGAGUUUCUAUGGUGCUAAUUCCAUUGAACACCAGAGUGCACAUUGUUUACCCCAUCUUCUGUCACUCUCUGAGGUUCGAGGCGCAAAAUCUGAGGACACGCAAACCCAUGCUUACCGUAUGUACUUCAUGGGUCCAAACAAUUUCAGGGAACCUUGGCAUCUGCCCUACUCUCCUCCUGGUGCAAUCAUAGAGAUAGUGUACGAAGAUGCUUUUAACAGCUUUAUUAAUGAAAUAAACUCUACCGCAGCAUAUGAUUGGUGGGAAGGGUCUGUGCACAGCAUUCUUUCAGUUCUUGCAAAUCCUUGUGCCUGGUCGUGGAAACAAUGGCGUCGCAGGAGAAAAAUUCAUCGCCUUCAAGAAUAUGUCAAAUCUCAAUAUGACCAUUCUUGCCUCCGCUCAUGCAGAUCUAGAGCUCUCUACAAAGGGAUGAAGGUUGGAGCCACUCCGGAUCUGAUGGUUGCAUACAUAGAUUUCUUCCUUGGCGGUGACGAGAAGCGUGUAGAUAUGGUCUCUAUUAUACAGAAAAGAUUCCCAAUGUGCAUACUUUUUGGAGGAGAUGGAAGUUAUAUGUCACCCUAUAGUCUCCAUAGUGAUACACUGUUAACAAAUCUUCUUGGCCAGCACAUCCCACCGAGUGUUUGGCACCGGUUUGUUGCUGGUUUAAAUGCUCAGCUUAGGACUGUGAGGCACGGAUCAAUUCGGUCAGCAUUACUUCCUGUCAUUAGGUGGAUAAACAGCCAUGGAAAUCCUCAACUCGAAUUCCAUGGAGUAAGAAUUGAACUUGGAUGGUUUCAAGCUACAGCUUCUGGAUAUUACCAACUUGGUAUCUUGGUUUUUGUUGGCGAUUUUCCUCUGAACACUGUAAACAGAUCACUGUCGUUCAGCAGAAGUGACGACGAGUCCCCUGGGAACAACUCUGCAUGUCCAAGCAAAUCUCUUAUCGAGUUGCAGCAAAACUUGAUCCAACCAGGACAUGGAUUAUCUCGGAAGAGGAUCAAUGGUGGAAUCAAUGGAGGCCUCAUCAAUGAGAUUUCACUAGAAUCUUUGGAGUAUCGAAGGGAUUUACUUUUUCCAUUUUCUCUCUUAUUGAACAACACUCGACCUGUUGGGCGUCAGGAUACUCUUCUCCGUUUUAUUUCCAUCCUUCUCCUUGCUGAUCUUUCAGUUACGCUACUUGCAUUACUUCAGUUCUAUUGGCUUGCCCUUGCAGCCUUUCUUGCUAUCCUCCUGAUUCUCCCUCUCUCCCUUCUUUGCCCAUUCCCUGCCGGCCUUAACGCUUUAUUAAGUAAAGAAAUGAGAAGAGCCUCACUUACUCGUAUCUACGGCCUGUGGAAUGCUACAUCUCUAACAAACGUCAUUGUGGCUUUCAUUUGCGGUGUCAUUCAUUCCGGGUUUUUCACUGACGAGCUACCAAACAUCUGGAACGCCAUAAGGGAUGAUGAUAAAUGGUGGGUAUUACCAACAUUCCUCUUGUUACUCAAGUCAAUACAAGCUCGGUUCCUUGAUUGGCACGUCGCAAAUCUAGAAGUACCAGACUUUUCUCUUCUUUGUCCAGAUCCAGAUACCUUCUGGGCAUAUGAAUCUGGAGCUUGACCAUCAACAUGAUUAUAAAGAAAGACCAGCAAAAGAUAUAUCUUAUUUUUCAUGUAAAUCUUUUAAAAGUACAAAGUUCUUCUCGGUGAUAGUUGUUAAAAACAGUUCUCUAGAACAUCUGGUUAUAUAUCUGGUGCUGAAUUAGGAGUUCGCCAGAUCAAUGGUAGUUGUAGAAACUAGAGCGAUAGUAUGUAAUGCUUAAUGUUUUGCAACAACAUACAAAUCUGGAACACAAUGGUGACUAAUGCUAAAACCUAACCGAAGUUUUAAUUUAAUCAAAUAUAUUUCGUGUUUAUACAUUAAA
Molecule: messenger RNA, 4975 nt
Organism: Arabidopsis thaliana (thale cress)
Lineage: Eukaryota; Viridiplantae; Streptophyta; Magnoliopsida; Brassicales; Brassicaceae
Product: MraZ
Exons: 23
Coding region: 406-4671 (1421 amino acids)
Source: RefSeq, marked reviewed